Rubroshorea leprosula is the source of this 504-nucleotide messenger RNA. NCBI's taxonomy places the organism in Eukaryota, Viridiplantae, Streptophyta, Magnoliopsida, Malvales, Dipterocarpaceae. The record is from the annotation of a GenBank genome assembly.
CACGUUCAAUCUGCUCAAUUCUCGCUAUCAGAAUGUUGGAUGGAUUGUUCCUGCCACGGCUUAUCAAGGGUUUUGGGCAAUCUGACGGCGGCCCCAAAGGAGAAAACCGUCGAUUUCGUCGUCCUCGUAGUUGUUGGCUUCUUCGAUGAAAGAGCGGAGGAGAUUCGUGAAGAGAUAAUGGUGGAUAUCCCCAAGAAAGAGGAAGAGGAUUUCGAGGGGGUUGCGCCAAGAAGAGGGGAAAAGAAAGUGGAAGACAUCAUUAGAGGCGGCAAGGUCGAGGGCAUCGUAGUAGGAGAGCAAGUGUUUGGAGGAGGAGGUCAAUGCGGUAAGAGAUGAGGGCGUGCGACAGCGAGGAGAGGGACUGACGUAGGUGAGGAAGGAGGCUGUUGUUGAGAGAAUCGAACCACUCCGCGAAGAAGUCUUUGAAGGGCGUGUUGAGUGCAAGAAUCCACGAGUCGAGUUUAAAACAAUAAAUUUAUAUAGUAAUAUACACAAUUUUUAAAU